Pseudozyma flocculosa PF-1 is the source of this 2535-nucleotide messenger RNA. RefSeq lists its product as uncharacterized. Lineage: Eukaryota; Fungi; Basidiomycota; Ustilaginomycetes; Ustilaginales; Ustilaginaceae. The coding region runs from base 1 to 2535 and encodes 844 amino acids. The record is from RefSeq and is a predicted model, not a curated record. The transcript has a single exon.
AUGGACCCCAUGUUUAUCGAAGCCGAGCGUGUCGCCAGCUUCAAGCCGGCGGCUUCGUCGUCGUCGUCGUCGAAGCGCAAGCAGACCCGCUCCGAAUCGCAUACGUGGCCCCACUCGACCGCCAAGAACUCGAGCUUCCCUUCGCCCGCCGCCUUGGCCAGAUACGGCUUCUACUUCGCGCCCGAGGACGGCUCGCCCGAUCGCACCGUCCACUACCUCUACGACACCGCCGUCUCCGGCUGGAGCGCCGGCGACGACCCCCUCGAGAAGCUCGAUGACGUCUUGCCGGACAACGCCUGGUGCCGGAUGUGGCGAAGCAAGGCUGCACUCAGAUCGGUCCGCAGCUCAGACAACAAUGACGGCGACGACGCUGCGCGCUGGACGUGCAGCCAGGCCGAACUGAUGCCCAACAGCAAGCAGAUGGCCGAAGCGAGAAAGGAGACGUUCGCCUCCAGCUGGCCCUACGACGGCAAGAAGGGAUGGAAGCCCACCAGCAAGAAGCUCGCCGAGGCCGGCUUCUACUUCACCCCGACGCAGGGCGAGGAAGAUACGGCCACCUGCCUCUACUGCUCAAAGGCGCUCGAGGGCUGGGAAAAGGGCGACGACCCGAUCCAGGAGCACCGCGAGCGCGAGCCCGGCUGCGCCUUCUUCACCUGCACCCUCGUCGAGUCCGAGGCCAGCGGGUCGGACGCGGACGAGGCUGUCGACGACGCAGACACCCUGCUCGCGCGCAGGCCGAAGCGCGUCGUCUCGACCUACUCAAAGCGGACGGUAAGCCGGGGCAAGGCGGCAAAGGGGCGCGCCGGUGCGGCCCCGCAAGACACCGACAGCGAGGCCGACACCGACGCCGGUGCGAAGCAAAGGAAAGGCGGCGACGACGACGAUGACGAGUCGUCCGCAGCAGACGAAGAAGAGGUCGAGGAGCGACCCAAGCCGGCCAAAAAGGCGGUGCGCAAGGCCCGCACGGCGUCGACGAAGGUCAAGAAGAGGAUAGCGGAUGACGAGGAUGACGACGGCGAUGGCAAGGACGCCGGCCACGACGACGAUGACGACGAUGAUGCCCGCGGUGGCAAAACUCGCGGCAGGGGCAAGGCACAGAAGGAGAAGGAGGCCGCAGAGGACGGCGACGGCGACGACGACGACGACGUCCCCGCCAAGGGCAAGGCGGCCACGGCCAAGGUUGCGAUCGGCAAGGGACGCCCCACGACUGCCAGGGUGACCAGAACGGCGAGCCGAGCCGCUAGCAAGUCCAAAAAGGCGCCCGCUCGGUCACCAUCCGAGUCCGAAGUCGACGGCGAGGCGGGCGCCAGCAAGGCGGAGCCGGAGCCGGAGCCAGAGCCGGAACCGCCCGCGGAGCCGACGCCUGUGCCUAGGAAAGCGUCUCGGACGCGCAGUCGAGCCAAGAAGGCGCAGCAAGAGCAAGAGGCAGAAGAGGCGGAAGAGGUGCCGCCGCCGUCGCCGCCGCCGGUGGCCGAGGAAGCCGUUGAAGAGCAAGAUAUCGAAGAGGCCGGCGCGAAGGCCGACGGCACAGUCGUCGAGCUUGCCUCUGCCGCCGCUUCUGACGCCGGCAUCGACGGGGACGACGACUACGACCUGCCGGAACCCGCCCCGAAGCCCAAGAAGAGGGGCAAGGCUGGCCGCGACAACGACGACGACACCACCGACGUCGAGGCCAGAGGAGGCGGCCGCGACCAAGGCGGCGAGGACCACGACCUGCCAGAGCCCAGCGUGAAGCCCAAGAAGGGCAAGGCGGCCGCAUCGAAGGCCAAGGCCACCAAAAAGGAGAAUGAGGCGACCGCAAAGAAGGCAGCGGCGGCCAAGCCGAAGCGAGGCGGCGCGACGGCCAAAGCGGCGGCAUCGUCGUCGAAGAACAAGAAGAAGAAGGGCGCCGCCGAAGAGGACGCUGCCACCGAGACCGAGCCGGAGACUGAGGCCGACGUCGAGGCGCAGACCGAGCCGGAGCCGGAGUCGGGCGCGGAGACGGACGCGCAAGAGUCGUCUGCGAUCGAAGCCGAGGUCGUCAUUGAGCCCGAGGUGUCACGGCAGCGGCAGCAGCAGCAGCAGCAGCAGCAGCAGCAAGAUGAGGCCAUCGACGACGACGAGCCUGCCGAAGCUCCCGCAGACGAGACAAUCGCGCCGGCCAAAAAGGGCAAGGGCAAGGGCCGCGGCCGCGGCCGAAAGCAGGCGGCGCAGCGCAGCUCCGACGACAACGGCGGCGGCGGCAACAGUGACGACGACGAUGGCAAUGGCGAUGUCGAGAUGCCGUCGUCGGAAGCGGCGGCAGCAGAGGCGCUGAUAGAGCGCUCGUCGUCGCCGGCGCCGCUGCGGUCGCCGCUGGCGCGGCUCGAGUCGCUCAACCGUCUGGAGCUGACGGACGAGGAGCGGUCCAUGACGGUGGGCCAGUGGCUGCAGCUCAAGGCCGACGCCGCGGCCGCCGAGAUGCGGAGCGAGGGCGAGCGGCAGAUCCGUGAGCUCGAGAACCGCAUGGCCCAGGGCCGCCUCACGAUUGAGCGCACGCUGCGCGGCCGAAGGUAG